AUGAAGAUAAUAACAUAUUUUGUUACUACACUUUUGGUCGUGCAUACAUCGUAUUCUACGAGCAUUAAACUUCCACCGAGAAAUCCAUGCGUGUGCACGAGGAUCCGUAAACCUGUCUGCGGAAGUGACGGAAAAACGUACAGCAGCGAAUGCAUCUUAGAAUGUUACAACUGGGAAAACAAAGGCAAUGACCCAGUUCAGAAAGUGAGCGAAGGAGAAUGUCCACUGGAGUGCCCUUGCCCUUUUAUCCUCGCACCGGUUUGUGGCGACGACGGUAACACAUAUAGCAACCAAUGUGAACUCGACUGUAAAAAUAAAAGCUUAGAAAAAACAGGAGAUGUAAUAAAAAAAGUAAGCGAUAGUGAAUGUCCAGAAAUAUGUGCUUGUCCUCUUCUCCACGCACCGGUUUGUGGUGACGACGGUAACACAUAUAGCAACCAAUGUGAACUCGACUGUAAAAAUAAAAGCUUAGAAAUAACAGGAGAUGUAAUAAAAAAAGUAAGCGAUGGUGAAUGUCCAGAAAUAUGUCCUUGCCCUUUGAUCUACGCACCAGUUUGUGGAGAAGAUGGUGAGACAUAUGGCAACGAAUGUACGUUGAAUUGUAAAAAUAAAGAGCUGAAGCAGAAAGGUCAAAAUCCUAUACAAAUUGUGAGCCACGGCAAGUGUCCAGAACUUUGCGUAUGUACCGCUAACAUUAAGCCUGUUUGCGGUGACGAUGGUAACACAUACAGUAACGAAUGUUUAUUGGAAUGCGAAAAUAAUAAAUUAGAAAGCCAGGGUAAGGACCUUAUAAAAAAAGAUUACGACGGCAAAUGUGUGGAAUGCGCCUGUCCAGCAAAUUUAGCACCCGUCUGUGGUGACGAUGGUAACACAUACAGUAACGAAUGUUUAUUGGAUUGCGAAAAUAAUAAAUUAGAAAGCCAGGGUAAGGACCUUAUAAAAAAAGAUUACGACGGCAAAUGUGUAGAAUGCUCCUGUCCAGCAAAUUUAGCACCCGUCUGCGGUGACGAUGGUAAUACGUACAGUAACGAGUGCUUACUGAAAUGUGAAAAUAAAAAACUGAAAAUCAAGGGGCAGCAUCUUGUAAAGAAGGAUUACAACGGUGAAUGUGAGUAUUGCCCCUGUCCAGCGAAUUUGGAUCCUGUCUGUGGUGACGAUGGUAAAACAUAUGGCAACGAAUGCGAACUUAACUGCAAAAACGAUGUAUACAAACGCAAAGGGAAAAAAUCGAUUGCAAUAAUUAGCAAAGGAGCUUGUGAAGACAAUUGCAUCUGCGCCGAUGUAUAUAAACCAAUAUGCGGAAGUGAUGAGAAAACCUACGGAAAUAGCUGCAAGUUAGGUUGUAAAAACAAAGAACUAAAAAAGCAAAAUAAACCACUAAUUCACCAGCUUUACGAGGGAGAGUGCGAUGAAGGCUGUUUCUGCCCUCAAGUAUUUCAACCUGUCUGUGGAAGUGAUGGCAAGACUUAUGGCAACGGAUGUGAGUUGGGAUGUCGAAACAAAGAGCUAAAGAAACAAAAUAAACCUCAAAUUAAUCAACUCCAUGAGGGAGAGUGUGAAGAAAAAUGUUUCUGCCCAGACAUCUAUCAACCGGUCUGUGGAAGCGAUGGCAAAACUUAUAGCAACGGUUGUCAGUUGGGAUGUUGCAACAAAGAGCUAAAGAAACAGAAUAAACCUCAGAUUAAACAACUUUAUGAGGGAAAGUGUGAAGACGAAUGUAUCUGUCCAGCAAUCUACCAACCUGUCUGUGGAAGCGAUGGCAAGACUUAUGGCAACAGUUGUGAGUUGGGAUGUCGAAACAGAGAGCUAAAGAAACAGAAUAAACCUCAGAUUACACAACUUUAUGAGGAAGAGUGUGAAGAAGAAUGUUUCUGUUCAGCAAUCUACCAACCGAUUACCCAACUUUAUGAGGGAAAGUGUGAAGACGAAUGUAUCUGUCCUGCAAUUUACCAACCUGUCUGUGGAAGCGAUGGCAAGACUUAUGGCAACAGUUGUGAGUUGGGAUGUCGAAACAGAGAGCUAAAGAAACAGAAUAAACCUCAGAUUAAACAACUUUAUGAGGGAGAGUGCGACGAAGGCUGUAUCUGUACUGCAAUUUACCAACCUGUCUGUGGAAGCGAUGGCAAGACUUAUGGCAACAGUUGUGAGUUGGGAUGUCGAAACAGAGAGCUAAAGAAACAGAAUAAACCUCAGAUUAAACAACUUUAUGAGGGAGAAGAGCUAAAGAAACAGAAUAAACCUCAGAUUAAACAACUUUAUGAGGGAGAGUGCGACGAAGGCUGUAUCUGUACUGCAAUUUACCAACCUGUCUGUGGAAGCGAUGGCAAGACUUAUGGCAACAGUUGUGAGUUGGGAUGUCGAAACAGAGAGCUAAAGAAACAGAAUAAACCUCAGAUUAAACAACUUUAUGAGGGAGAGUGCGACGAAGGCUGCUUUUGCCCUCAAGUGGUUCUACCUGUCUGUGGAAGCGACGGCAAGACUUAUGGCAACAAUUGUGAAUUGGGAUGUCGAAACAGAGAGCUAAAGAAACAGAAUAAACCGCAGAUUAAACAACUUUAUGAGGGAGAGUGCGACGUAGGCUGUGUCUGUACUAAAAUGUACCAACCUGUCUGUGGAAGCGAUGGCAAGACUUAUGGCAACAGUUGUGAGUUGGGAUGUCGAAACAGAGAGCUAAAGAAACACAAUAAAACUCAGAUUAACCAACUCCAUGAAGGAGAGUGUGAAGAAAAAUGUUUCUGUCCAGAAAUCUAUCAACCAGUCUGUGGAAGCGAUGGAAAGACUUACGGUAAUAAUUGCAAGUUGGGUUGUAGAAACAGAGAACUAGAUAAACUUAAGAAACCUCUCAUUGACGCAUUGUACGAAGGUGAGUGCGAGGAGGGAUGCGUCUGCCCUCAAGUUAUUCAGCCAGUCUGUGGAGACGAUGGACAAACUUAUACCAAUGAAUGUGAGAUGUCCUGUGAAAGCAGAGCCUUGGUGCGAAUAGGUCUAUCUCCACUUACAGUAACUAACAGAACUCAAUGUACAUUCCGUUGUAAUUGUUACAAAUCGGUCGUUCCCGUUUGUGGUACAGACGGUAAGUCUUAUAAAAACCUCUGCAUUCUUCAAUGCGCGAGUAUGAACAAGCAGGCGCUACCGGGUGGAACUGCAAUAGGUGUCCAAUAUUCAGGAGCCUGUCAGCAGUGUACUUGUCCACAAAAGAAUCACCCGGUAUGUGGCACCGAUGGAAAUACCUACGCCAGCGAUUGUCAUUUGACAUGCGAAAUGAAUCGAAUUCAACGUUUAGGCGGAAACUUGUCCAUUGCUCAUAAGGGUGAGUGUGGAUGUGUUUGCCCUCAGAUCGACGAACCGGUAUGCGCAAGCGAUGGCAACACUUAUGGCAACAAAUGCGUCCUUGAUUGCGAGAAUAGAGUAAGACAUAAUCAGAACCAGGGGCCCCUGCACGUUGUGUUCUAUGGACAGUGCAAGCCUUACAGUUACUUCAACUGCAACGCUUGUCCGCAAAUUUACCGCCCCGUCUGCGGUACCGAUGGCAACACUUAUUGGAAUAUUUGCUUCCUCUUCUGCAAUAGUCGCUGCAAUAUAUUCAACAGAUUGCCCACUGUCAGGCUGUGCAGCUACGGGCCUUGUUAG
Leptosia nina is the source of this 3630-nucleotide messenger RNA. Lineage: Eukaryota; Metazoa; Arthropoda; Insecta; Lepidoptera; Pieridae. The record is from the annotation of a GenBank genome assembly.